UGUCGAGUGUCGAGCUCAUGCGUCUGUUGUGAUUCGGCUGAAGGAAUGUUAGUGGUGUAAUGCAUUAUCAAUGUUUACAUCCGUGCAACCAGUUCAGGCAAAAUUGGCGCAUGAAAAGACAAGUCUCACGUCGCUCCCUAUCUCGUGAAUAGGUUUAUCAUCAACGCAAAUUCAGCCACUGCACAAACUCCCAGUGAAGCGACUGAGAUCCACACGACGCUAAAGAUGGCGUUUAUUAAAGAGGAGAGUGAAGACAUAAUGAGGGUGAUUAUAAAAGAAGAGAGUGAAGACUUCAAUAUAGUCAUUGUGAAAGAAGAAGACACUGAGGAACACACAGAUCUGAUGGCACUUAAAGAGGAGAAUCCAGAACUGAAAGAAAUAGAAGAGAGUGAUCAGUAUAAGAUAAAUGAAAUGACUUCAUCACGAAAAAAAGUUCAGAAGAACGAAUCUAACAGUAACUUCAUCUGUCCUCAUUGUGGAAAGAGUUUCAGUCAGAAAACAUACCUUGAUGUCCACAUGAGAGUUCACACUGGAGAGAGGCCGUUCACCUGCCGACAGUGUGGAAAGAGUUUCACUCAAAAAGGAAACCUUAAUUCCCACAUGAGAAUUCACACUAGAGAAAUGUUCUCAUGUGAUUGGCGUGGAAAUAAUUUCCUAUGUAAUGAAACUCUUAAUUCAUACACACAGAGAAAACACUCUGACUUGAUGUCACUGAUAAAAGGGAAUCAAGAAAAACAUGAAAUAGAAGAAAAAGAUCAAUAUCAGGGACAUGAUUUCAUUGAUGUAGAAAAAUCCAUACAGACUGAAACAACUUCAUCACGAACAAUAGUUCAGAAGACCAAAUCUAACCGUACAUUCACCUGCCCUUAUUGUGGAAAGAGUUUCAAACUCAAAUAUGACUGUUUCACCCACAUGAGAGUUCACACUGGAGAAAAGCCGUUCACAUGUGAUCAGUGUGGAAAGAGUUUCAGUCAGAGAGCAAAUAUUAAUGCCCACAUGAGGAUUCACACCGGAGAGAAGCCGUUCACAUGUGAUCAGUGUGGAGAGAGUUUUAAAUAUAAAUUGACCCUUAAUACCCACACAAAGAGGAAACACUCAAACCCAAUGGCACUGGAUGAAGAGAAUCCAGAAAUUAAUGAAAUGGAAGAGAAAGAUCAAAAUGAGAGACAUAAUUUCAUGGAUAUAGAAAAGUCCAUACAGACUGAAACAACUUCAUCACAGACAGAAGUUCAGAAGACCAAAUCUGACCGUAAAUUCCCCUGUCCUCAUUGUGGAAAGUGUUUCACUCGAAGACAUAACCUUAUAUACCACAUAAGAAUUCACACCGGAGAGAAGCCUUUCGUAUGUCAUCAGUGUGGAGAGAGUUUCAGACUUCAAUCAAUCUGUGAUAUACACGUGAAAAGUCACACAGAACAGAAAGACUUCAUUUGUCAGCAGUGUGGAAAAGGCUUCAUUCACAAGGGAAACCUUAAUUGCCACAUGAGAGUUCACACUGGAGAGAAGCCGUUCACAUGUGAUCAGUGUGGAAGGAGCUUCAAAAGGAAAAUAACCCUUAAUAUCCACAUUAAGAGAAAACAUUCAGAAGAGAACUCAGUAAAACUCUCAUACGAGCACUGCAGUGAAACCUUUCACCUGCAAACAGUGAGGGAAGAGCUUCAAAUAUGAAGCACUUUUUGAUUCCCACGUGAGAAGUCACACUGGAGAGAAGCUUUUUACCUGAAAACUCUGUGGGACUUGGUUUGCGCACAAAGGAAGUCUUAAGUCACACAUGACAAUUCCCACUGGAGAGAAGCCAUUCAUAUGUGUUCAGUGUGGAAAGAGUAUCAGCUUUAAGUCACAGUGGUAACAGUCUUUACACCUGCAAACAAUGUGGGAAGAGCUUCUCAUUGAAAAGAACGUUUGAUGCCCAAGGAGAGUUCACACUGGCGAGAGUCCUUACAUCUACAAACUGUGUGUGAAGAGCUUCUCACAAAAUGAAAAUCUCACGGCUCACAUGAAAACUCAUACUGGAGAGAAGCCAUUCAUGUACCUUGAAUGUGGUAAAUGUUUGACACAUGCAAUAAGCCUUACUUUGCCACUCAAGGCUUCACUCAAGAGAGAACGCUUUCAAUUAUCAUCAGUGUGGAAAGAUUUUCAGUCAGAAAACGUCACUUGAGGUUCACAUGAGACUUCUUCACACUGGAGAGAAACCUUUGACGUGUAGAAAAGUUUCACAUAUAAAAGAGACCUGAAACGUCAUUUGCAGGCACGUUGUGGAAAGACGUGGGAGUGAAAUAAGCUUAGAAAAAGCAGCCAUUUCAAAAAUGCUCAGCGCAUUCAAUCUGGAGAAAGGCAAUUUAAACGUGAUCCAUGUAAUAAUGGAUCCAUGUAAUAAUAACUUUCUUUUGCCAUCAUACUUACAGAUUCACCUGAAUAGCCAUGCAGAUGUGAGACCACAUUUGUGUUCUUUGUGUGGAAAGAGAUUUAAAAGGCUCACCGGUUUAAAAUGGCACCAGAAAAUUUGUAUCUGUAUGAAACUAUAUUUACCAAGUAUGGUGUUUGUAUAAUUUUUAUUAAACACUUUUUUGUCUCAUCGAUAUGAACUCCUAUGGUUGCGCCUGACCAUCCGCUUUACUUUAGUUCAAAUACGCCUUAUUCACGGCAGCGCCAUCUUUGAUUUUUAAUGAGAAUGAAAGCGAGGCUGUGAGGGAUAGACUUGCA
Messenger RNA from Pimephales promelas (fathead minnow), 2700 nucleotides. RefSeq lists its product as uncharacterized. Gene Ontology annotation, cellular component: nucleus. Lineage: Eukaryota; Metazoa; Chordata; Actinopteri; Cypriniformes; Leuciscidae. Gene Ontology annotation, biological process: regulation of transcription by RNA polymerase II. The record is from RefSeq and is a predicted model, not a curated record. Gene Ontology annotation, molecular function: DNA-binding transcription activator activity, RNA polymerase II-specific; RNA polymerase II cis-regulatory region sequence-specific DNA binding.